Diuraphis noxia (Russian wheat aphid) is the source of this 1491-nucleotide messenger RNA. RefSeq names its product transmembrane protein 65. Lineage: Eukaryota; Metazoa; Arthropoda; Insecta; Hemiptera; Aphididae. Gene Ontology annotation, cellular component: mitochondrion. The record is from RefSeq and is a predicted model, not a curated record.
UGUGCCGCUGUGGGCUGUGGGUCGUAGUUGUCAGUUGACUUAAUACAUAUAUCUAUCUUGGUAUAGAUAUAUUUAUACAUAGUUGAUACAUUUUUAUGUGGGUGAAUGAUGAAGAUAUACAUUGAGCAUUCGCUACUGUUCAAUARAAAUCAAUGCUUAUAAUGUUAUAACUUCCAACUAUUAGAUGAUAAUACAUUAAAUACUUUAAAUACUUUAGUGAUUAGAGUUUGUGAUUUUACUGAAUAGUUCUUAGUAUUUCAUUAAUAUAUUUUAAUAUUGUAUCCAACCAAUUUGUAUUAUUAUCGUUACCUACUUAAGUUACCAUUAGAUAUUUAGAUAGUGUUGUAUUAAUUACUGUUUACUGAAAUUUAUGCCACAGUCCUUUAUACUUUGGAAAGUACAUUUAAUAUUAUUAAAAUCCAUUAACUUAAUAAUUUUAAAAGUUUUUCGAGUAUUAAUUAAAAAUGUGUUCAAUAUCAAAUAAAAUGUGGAAAAAUACCAUAUGUAUGUGGGAAUUCAGCCGAAUAAAAAAUGUUCCCAUGAUCAGUCGACUAUGUACAGCUGCAACUACUAACUCUGAACAGGAUAAUGAUAAGUCAUUGUCUAAGGAAAAGGCUCAUGCAUUAGUGAUGAAAUUGACAAAUGAAGAAAGAGACAAUUUGGCUUGGUGCCUAAAUCAUUACGAAUCAGAAGAGACUAAAGCGGAAUAUCAAGGUCAAUUGGCAGGAUUCAGAUGGCGUUCAAAGUUUGGGCGCCCCAGUAAAGUACCUGAACUAGGAGAUGUAGAUGCAACAGGCUCUUACUGUCCAUUGCCAGAAGAAUGGCUAUUAAAAAAAUACGAAGAAACCAAUACGGAAACUGUACCAGAACCAACUAGAGCACAAUUAUUUAGAGUGGGAUUGCAAAAUGCUAUUCCUUUCAUUAUGUUUGGAUUUUUGGACAACUCGGUGAUGUUAAUAUGUGGUGAAUCAAUUGAACGAACAGUUGGUGCUGUUAUUACUAUAUCGACAAUGGCUGCAGCUGCAAUUGGUAAUACUUUUUCUGAUAUUCUUGGAAUUGGCUCUUCAUAUUAUGUGGAACAAUUGGUAAUCAAACUUGGUUUAAAACCUCCAAAUCUAACACCUAUUCAAUUGGAUAUGAAUUGUAGUAGACRAGCUGCUAAUUUAGGAAGAACACUUGGAGUCACUCUUGGGUGCUUUUUGGGAAUGUUUCCAUUGCUAUUAAAAAAUGAUGAAGAAUCUAAGGAUGAAAAGUCUGAGGAGAAAGAUGAAUAAUAAAAAAUAAAAAAUAAAAACUAACUUCCACUUGUUAUAAAUAGGUUUUAUUCUGACUGAUUUCUUUAAAUUAUUAUAAUAUAGAACACACUAUAGUGUAAUCAUUAAAUGGCAAUUAUUAUUAGCUAAURAUAAUAUUAAUAAAUAUUUAUUUAGCAGUUUUGAAAUUAUUUACAUAAUAUUGAUAAUUUAGUUGUUAUAUUCUUUUAUCAGAGUG